Molecule: messenger RNA, 1265 nt
Organism: Limanda limanda (common dab)
Lineage: Eukaryota; Metazoa; Chordata; Actinopteri; Pleuronectiformes; Pleuronectidae
Gene: impa1
Product: inositol monophosphatase 1
Exons: 9
Coding region: 71-916 (281 amino acids)
Biological process (GO): signal transduction; inositol metabolic process; phosphatidylinositol phosphate biosynthetic process
Molecular function (GO): inositol monophosphate 1-phosphatase activity
Source: RefSeq, a predicted model, not a curated record
CAGCCGAAGAAGAAGAAACCCGGAAGCGGAAGGUCAGCGGCUUGAAGUGGCAUCUUGUUAAAUAUACAAAAUGGCCGACCUCUGGCAAAACGCCAUGGACCAUGCUGUCGCCAUCGCACGGAAAUCUGGAGAGCUGGUACGUGAGGCGCUGCGUGACGACAGGAAGGUGAUGACCAAGAGCUCAUCCAUCGACCUGGUGACCAAAACUGACCAGAAGGUCGAGCAUCUCAUCAUCCAAUCAGUGAGGGAGAAGUUCCCCACACACAGGUUCAUAGGGGAGGAGUCAGUGGCGGCAGGUGAAACAUGUGACCUGACGGACAGUCCCACCUGGAUCAUCGACCCCAUCGAUGGGACGACCAACUUUGUUCAUGCUUUCCCUUUUGUUGCCGUUUCCAUCGGCUUCUACGUCAACAAGCAGAGUGAGUUUGCGGUGGUGUUCAGUUGUCUGGAAGACAAGAUGUUCACUGCGAGGAGAGGGAGGGGAGCGUUCUGUAACGGAGAACCGCUGCAGGUUUCUGAUCAGGAAGACGUUCGUCAGUCGAUCAUCGCCACCGAGUUCGGAUCCAACAGAGACGUCCAAGCUGUCGACAAAAUCUUCUCCAGUCUGAGGAACAUCCUGAGUCUCCCUGUGCAGGGGGUUCGCAGCGCAGGAACCGCAGCCAUCAACAUGUGUCUGGUGGCGUCUGGUUGUGUUGAGGCGUAUUAUGAGAUCGGCGUCCACGUGUGGGACGUCGCCGCCGCCUCGCUGAUCGUCUCUGAGGCCGGAGGCGUCCUGAUGGACGUGGACGGAGGAGCCGUGGACCUGAUGUCCAGAAGAAUCGUUGCUGCUAACAACAGAACCGUCGCUGAGAACAUCGUCAAGGAGAUCGACUCCUUCAGUCCAACCCGAGACGACGCUCCACCUCCACAAGUGUGAAGAACUGCAGUGCAUUGUGGGUUAUACAACAGAUUUAGUGAUUUUGUCUGAUAUUAUUAAUCAUUACGAAUCAUUAGAGAUCGGCCAUGACACGAGGUAGAGGGCAGCAAGAGCAUGAAGUGAAACCUGCUGCUGAUGUUUCCCGUUGGUAGACUCGUCUCUGGGCUUCAGGUCGUUGUGUUCAUCCUGUUUCCUGAGCUGCUCUCGUCAUCCUGUCACCCGGGUUUGUCCUCACGUUGCUAUUCACUUUAGCUUUUUUGUCUUUUCUGGUUUCCUGUGAAAGGGUUUUUCUGUUUGUGGAAUUUCUGAACUUAGAACUUUUGCUGUUAUUAAAGGACAGCUUUUGUUA